Carcharodon carcharias (great white shark) is the source of this 1707-nucleotide messenger RNA. Its product is annotated as zinc finger protein 239-like. The record is from RefSeq and is a predicted model, not a curated record. The annotation marks the transcript as partial. The transcript has 2 exons. Lineage: Eukaryota; Metazoa; Chordata; Chondrichthyes; Lamniformes; Lamnidae.
UUCACACUGAGGAUAGGCCGUUCAGCUGCUCCGCGUGUGGAAAGGGAUUCACUGACUCAUUCACCCUGCUGACACACCAGUGAGUUCAUACAGGGGAGAGGCCAUUCACGUGCUGUGUAUGUGGGAAGGGAUUCAGUACAUCGUCCAGCCUGCUGAGACACCAUGUCACCCACACCAAUGAGAGACCUUUUAAAUGCUCUGACUGUGGGAGUUUUUUCAAAGCUCUUGGGGCCUGAUGGUUCACCAGCGCAUUCACACUGAGGAGAGACCAUUCAGCUGCUCUUGCUGUGCGAAGAGAUUUAGAACAUCGUCCAACCUGCAGGCACACCAGCGAGUUCACAAGUGACUGCAGGGGUUGGAUUCUGCUGCUAUUGCUGCUGUUAAUCACAUCCAGGACUGAUCCAUGUUCAUUCUGACAGCUGGUGAAGUGGGAGGGUUGGAGAGUUUCUUUUUGCUGGACUGACCGGUCUCACAAAUUUACUUCCAGUGGGCCGAUGCUCUUUGAGCCUGGGAUUGCACAUUUCCACUACAAAAGCUGAUGGAGGACAUUCAUUUCAUCCUGCAUAGUAAAUAGUGUUUUUCCUACCACUACAGAUAUAUAGAACUGGCAAGCAUGGAUCUGUCGAUCAGCAUGGAUUCACACCUUCAGGAGAAUUGGAAGUGUGUUUUUAGGUACGGGAGAGUGAAAAUGGAGGGAAAGUAUGUGGGAUGAAGAUUUACAGCUUUUGAGGAAAGAAUGAUCCAAAGGAACUAGAAUUGCCUGGUCUGAAUUCCUAUCCCAUACUGACAGUGAUGACCUUUGUAAACUCCUUUUACAGGACAUUGUAAUGGGCAGAUUUGCGGACAGAUUAUCAAACCAAAUGUCAAGUAAGAAUCUAACAGUCACCUGAUUUAUUGGGACCUGAAACUAGAAGAAGAAAUGUUUGUCUGUUUUGUCUGCUCCAAAAGAUUUUAAACAUCAGUGUGACUGGAAAAUCACCGAGACAGAGAGACCUGAGUGAGUGUAUUCCAGUGCAUCGCACCAUUCAUCACAGUGAGAGACGGUGCACGUGUUCUGUGUGUGGAUGAGGUUUCAGCUGAUUGUCAAACCUGGAAAGAAAGAAGGAAACCUGCACCAUGGAGAAACCGUGGAAAUGUGGGGAUUGUGGAAAGGGAUUCCGGAUCCCGUCUGCACUGGAAACCCAUCGACGUGUUCACACUGGGGAGAGGCCAUUCACGUGUUCUGUGUGUGGGAAAGGAUUCUGCACCCCGUCUGCACUGAAGAUUCAUCAAUGUGGUCAUACCGAGGAGAGGCCAUUCACUUGCUCUGAGUGUGGGAAGCGUUUUCUCCAGUCAUCUGACCUGUGGGAUCACCAACGAAUUCACACUGGGGAUAGGCCAUUCACCUGCUCUGAAUGUGGGAAGGGAUUUACUCAGUCAUCCCACCUAGUGGCACAUCAGGGAGUUCACACCAAGGAGAGGCCAUUCACCUGCUUUGAGUGUGGGAAGGGAUUCACGCAAUCAUCCAGCCUGCGGACACAUCAGCGAGUUCACACCGGGGAGAGGCCCUUCACCUGCUCUGCGUGUGGGAAGGGAUUCACUCAGUCAUCCAAGCUGCUGACACACCAGCGUGUUCACACCGGGGAGAGGCCAUUCAUCUGUUCUGAAUGUGGGAAGGGAUUCAGUCUGUCCUCCAAUCUGCAGAAUCACCAGCGAGUUCACAUUGGG